Molecule: messenger RNA, 2051 nt
Organism: Brachypodium distachyon (stiff brome)
Lineage: Eukaryota; Viridiplantae; Streptophyta; Magnoliopsida; Poales; Poaceae
Exons: 8
Coding region: 625-1830 (401 amino acids)
Molecular function (GO): transcription coactivator activity; chromatin DNA binding
Source: RefSeq, a predicted model, not a curated record
UUCCUUCAGUUCCUCUUUGAUGUAUACGUUACCUAUGUGAUAUAUCCCUGCGAGUAUCUUUCCUAUUCUUUUGGUAUGUUAAUGCUGCCUGCCUGGAUGUUGAAUUGCUUGGGAACGACGACUGCACAGAUUUGGUCCAUUUUAUGAUCUUAUAUAUCGCGGCAAUAGGUAGGGCAAGUUCUCGUGUUUGAUGUUUGAUUGAGAGCCCACUGCGUUGUUCUGUUGGUUACUGCAGAACUGAGCUCUAUUGUAAGUUUAGGGAGCUUCGUGAUGGAGGAGCAGGGCAUGAGCAGCAAGAGACGCUGGGUGGCCAAGAAGUGCCCCCUCAGGCAUAUCCCUCCCUUCAAUUUCUUGCCCUUUCUUUCUUUUAGUUCUUUGAUGUACAACUUACCUCUGUAAUAUAUUUCCUGCGAUUAUCUUUCCUGUUCUUCUGGUAUGUUCGAUGUUGCCUGGAUAUUGAAUUGCUUGGAAACGAUGCUUGCGCAGAUUUUGUCAAUCAUGGAAUAGGCAGGACAAAAAAUCUCAUGUUUGAUGUUUUGUUGCCCCGCGUUGUUCUCUUGGUUACUGCAGAAUUGAGCUUUCUUGCAAGGUUGAAUUAAGCUUGCUUUGUACCUUAUUAGCCUUAUGUGUGGACUGUUGAGUGUUGUCGUCAUGCAGUUUAGGGAGAUAACUGAUUAUCAGCUUGAGAAUGACUUCAUGUUAAUGGCAAGUGCUGGAGAAGUCAGCAUAAGGGAGGAAACAUUUCAGCAUAUCACAUCAUUGAAGGAUGGCUACUUAUCAAAGUUGAUGGAACUUGAUCGAAUGUAUGUUGUUCCAAAUUUAACCAAGGAACAUGUCCAGUCAUUACCUAGUGAUGAAACUGAGGAAUUCAACAGUAGAGUAAGAAUCAAGAAAUUGAUCAGUGAAAUGCUGGAAUUCUUACAGAUGCAGAAAAGUCAUGUGUAUGACAGUCUGGCGGAGAAGCUCCCCAAGUACAAAGAGCACAUACAGUUUUUAUUGUCUGUCGGCAAGGAAAUUAAAGCUGAGGAUGCAAAGAUGAAUACAGGAUAUGGGUUGCAGAAUUGUUGUGAGCAGCCUCAAAUGGUCAAUCUUACUGGCUCUGCAGUCCGAUCCCCUGGCAGCAAACGGUGCAAGCACAAUCUGCAGGUGGGAUCUUCAUCCCCAGCAGCACCAUGGAGCUCACUUCAUUCAAUGUGGCGGACUCUCAGGAGCGAGAGUGUACCUCCUUUUCCAGAUUGGACAUUCUUACAGCAGCAGGGCGGAUCUAGCUCUCCGAACAAAUUGAAGCGUGUUUUUGAGCAUACAACUUCACCUCCUGAAUCACCACCGUUUGAAAACAUUGAGAGGCAGAAAAUACGGAAUGAGAUAAAAACUAUCAACAGCAGACUGAUCGAUACAGAGAUCAGCAUCACUGAUGACAGCGGAACAUAUGGAAUCCCCACCUCUUGCGACGCUGGUACAACGAUCAAGAUCUCGUACACCGCCGUGGCGUUUUCACCGGACCUGAAACCACCACUUGCAGAAUUUGGAAAGUCUAUUGUCAUGCCCGUGAAGCUAUUUGUCCCUCCAGAUUACCCAAGAAGUUCCCCGAUGCUCAUCUUUGACAAAGUAGAUGACCAGCUUAGGAAAAAGAUGAGUGCCAUCUCCGACUUGGUGGACGUGGCCUUCCUGCUCACCCUCGACAAUCUCCCAGAGCCCUGGUCGAUCCAGGAGAUUGCAACCGCGUGGGACACCUGUGUGCGGAAAGCCAUGAUUGAGUUUGCGCACCGGCAUGGCGGAGGGACGUUCAGCUCAAGGUUUGGUGGGUGGAAGAGGUCUGACGGCUCAUAAGAGAUGUGAUAACAUUGUGUGUAGCUUGUUUGGUGUAGCAGGAACAAACGAGGGAUAAUCAUAAUCAUCUACGAUUCUUUGUAUAUCUGCAUUGUAACUGUACAAACUUUACUUUCAAUAUGAACACGGGCUCUCUCUGGGUCUGUAUGGAUAUUGUUCUGCCAUAGAGUUUUUGAAACAUGUAAUGUGGUUAAAUGUACAAUUGUGAUGGAUUCCUAGGA